AUUGGCAUCACAUAACCUUACAUAUAUUGUUAAUAUGUUUUAUAUUUUAACGUAUAAUUAUUUUUAACAAUAAUAUAAUUUAUUAUAAUACAGUUCUAUUUACAAAAUAAUGUGGUGGUACUUUAUAACAAAGUAAUUUUGUUUUAUUAAAUAAUAUUAACUUAGUAGUGAUUUGUAAAUAAUCAUUAUGAGUCAGGUUAAUAGCAAUGAACGAUCUAGAAAAAGAUACAGAAAAGAUGACGAAGAAGAAAAAAAUACUUUCUCCGACACUGAUGAGGAUUAUGUACCAUAUAUACCUAUUAAAGAACGAAAAAAACAACAGCUUAUUAAACUUGGUAAAAUCAAUCAGUUAAAAGAAGAAAGUGCAAAUGGUGGUAUUGGAAAAAGUAGCAGUGAAAAUGAAAAAGACGACGCAGAUGAUGAUAACGGUCAAGUUUGGGGCCGUAAAUCUAAUAUUUCUCUUUUGGAUCAACAUACAGAAUUAAAAAAAUUAGCAGAAGCUAAGAAAGAAAGCGCUAUGGAAAAACAAUUAAAGGAAGAAGAAAAAAUUUUGGAAAGCGUAGCUGAAAAUAAAGCUUUAAUGGGUGUUGCUGAAUUGGCAAAAGGUAUUCAAUAUGAAGAUCCGAUUAAAACUAGUUGGCACCCUCCAAAAUUAGUACUUCAUCUUGGAGAAGCCAGACAUGAAAGAGUUAGAAAAAAAUUAAGAAUUUUGGUAGAAGGAGACGACGUACCUCCUCCAUUAAAAAGCUUUAAAGAAAUGAAAUUUCACAGAGGUAUCUUGAAUGGUUUAGAACAGAAAGGAAUUACUAAGCCUACUCCAAUACAAGUACAAGGAAUACCUACUGUGCUUUCUGGUCGUGAUAUGAUAGGUAUAGCUUUUACUGGAAGUGGUAAAACAUUAGUAUUUGUUUUACCCAUUAUAAUGUUUUGUUUAGAACAAGAAGUGGGCAUGCCUUUUAUACGAAACGAAGGACCCUAUGGUCUUAUAAUUUGUCCAUCACGAGAAUUAGCAAAACAAACUUAUGACAUUAUUCGGCAUUACACAAAUAGUUUAAGACAAGCUGGUUGUCCUGAUAUACGUAGUUGUUUAGCAAUUGGUGGAGUACCUGUAUCUGAAUCUUUAGAAGUUAUUAAUAAAGGUGUACAUAUAAUGGUAGCUACCCCAGGACGUCUUAUGGAUAUGCUAGACAAAAAAAUGGUUAAAUUAAGUGUAUGCAGAUAUUUAUGUAUGGAUGAAGCAGAUCGUAUGAUAGACAUGGGUUUUGAAGAAGACGUGAGGACAAUUUUUUCUUUCUUCAGAGGCCAAAGACAAACUUUACUAUUCUCCGCAACUAUGCCAAAAAAGAUUCAAAAUUUUGCUCGUUCAGCUUUAGUCAAACCUGUAACAAUAAAUGUUGGCCGUGCAGGUGCUGCUUCAAUGAAUGUUAUACAAGAAGUAGAAUAUGUAAAACAAGAGGCAAAGAUAGUAUACCUUUUGGAAUGUCUUCAAAAAACUCCACCACCUGUACUUAUAUUUGCUGAAAAAAAACAGGAUGUUGAUGCUAUUCAUGAGUAUUUACUUCUAAAAGGUGUAGAAGCUGUAGCAAUACACGGAGGAAAAGAUCAAGAAGAAAGAUCACGUUCGGUUGAAGCGUUUCGCGCUGGCAGAAAAGAUGUAUUAGUUGCGACAGACGUUGCUUCUAAAGGUCUUGAUUUUGCGGACGUUCAGCACGUUAUAAAUUAUGAUAUGCCAGAUGAUGUAGAAAAUUAUGUACAUAGAAUUGGAAGAACUGGAAGAUCAGGGAGAACUGGAAUAGCAACAACAUUUAUUAAUAAAGCAAAUGAUGAAUCUGUCUUACUUGAUCUUAAACAUUUAUUAAUGGAAGCCAAACAGAAAGUACCACCAUUUCUACUUGAACUUUGUUCUGAAAAUGAGAAAUAUCUUAAUUUGGGAGAUGAACGUGGUUGCAGUUAUUGUGGUGGUCUUGGACACAGAAUUACUGAAUGUCCUAAACUGGAAGCUAUUCAAAAUAAACAAGCAUCGAAUAUUGGCCGACGCGACUAUUUGGCCAGUAAUGCAGCUGAUUAUUAAUGUAUAUUCUUCUCUUUUUAUAGUUUAUAAUAAAUAUAGUAUUUUAUUAUUUUAUAU
Messenger RNA from Polistes canadensis, 2128 nucleotides. It is a transcript of the gene abs, whose product is annotated as ATP-dependent RNA helicase abstrakt. Bases 188 to 2071 code for a protein of 627 amino acids. Gene Ontology annotation, cellular component: spliceosomal complex. Gene Ontology annotation, biological process: mRNA splicing, via spliceosome. The transcript has 10 exons. Gene Ontology annotation, molecular function: RNA binding; ATP binding; RNA helicase activity. NCBI's taxonomy places the organism in Eukaryota, Metazoa, Arthropoda, Insecta, Hymenoptera, Vespidae. The record is from RefSeq and is a predicted model, not a curated record.